UUCUCGUCUGUUGGUUGUAUCAGAUCGUCUUGACAGAGUAGAUGAGCCUUCAUAACUGCUACAACUAUACUCAUUUCGGAAAUCUAUAGCGAACGUAGGUGAUAUUGUACAACAGUCGUUGGGCUAUAAUACGGUAUAUAUAUUUUUGUACUUGAUUCAGAGUGUAGGGUUUUCAUAAAAACACUAGUUGGAGACGUUAUCAAGAAGUAGCCUAGUCGGUUUCCGGGCAGUUUGAUUAGGAUGAGAUUCGGUGGUAAAAUAUAGCGUUCUCUCGUUUUCGCAAAAUGGCGUUCUUGUUUUUAUAGAUUGACAUUGCUCUCAGCCAAUGAUGCAUGAAUUGACCUGUUUUUGCAGAAAUGGUUGGCUUCUGAUGACAUCAUUCGGACAUCGGUUGUAGGCGGGUUCUGAGCUGUGAGGGGAGAGUGGCGCAACCGGAGAACUUGCAGAGCCAGGCGCCAUUAGGGCUGAGUCAAGAAAAACAAUGCUUUGGAAUGCAAGAUAAAUACGGGAUGAGCAAUUUAUUGCUGUUCGACGAUAGGAAUUACUCAAAUGAACUCGCCAUUCAACGUAUUGUACGCAGAUAGCUAUAGAUCACUUUCCGUUUUUUUUGUGAAAUUGCAACAACGCAGCUGGUGGCAAAUAAGAUGGCGCCUGCAGUUAACGAGCAUGCACGAGCAUAAAGCGCACUGACUUAGGCGGCGGCAAUGCGCGCACUCCCGAAAGGAGUGCGGAAAGCAUCGUUUCUAAACCAUGCUCUUAACUUUUGUCGUUAAGUCGUGUUUGGUCUUGUCAGUUUAGACUAUAUUGUUUAUGUAUUUCCUGUUCUGGCAUUUAAACCGAGAAGCAGACUGACGAGCCAACUUAUAAGUCGAAACAUGGAUGGAUGGAUGGAAAGUAACGGUCAAUGUCUAUGAAAUUGUAAAAGUGGCCAACAAAAGCUGAACUGAACAUUGGCCUGAAAGGGAAGAAACUUUUCUGCAGGACUUUAAAGUAACAAUUCGAUUACAGCUGGAUACAUUACAAUUGAUGGAACGCGAAGUUAAUUGCAAAUUUGAUAUUUUUGUAAGUUUCCACCAGAAAAAAAGCAACUGUCAAACCGCUUAGCUGUUGAUAGGGAGCUUAGAGCCUGUCCGCCAUGUUGUCCCACUCGGUUCUCAGAUUCAUUAAUCAGUAAAUGGCGAAUACUUUUCACAAUUACCCAAGAGAAGAACUGCUCUCGUAAUUUAAAUGCUCAUUAACCAUUUGUACCUGUUAUGCCUGUCUUUUGUCACUUGAUUUUUUUCAUUAAACCUGACUGCCGUCCUAUAAUAUCCCUCCACCUUAAUUUACUAUACUGGAUGCAAAACAAAUGCACUGCAUUUUCUACUACUAUUCACCACUCACCCAUGUCAUGGAAGACAUAUAAACAUUAAAGGAAGGAGGUGCAUGACGUUCCAACACAAAACCUUUACUCAAGAGGAAGGAAAUUGGAAGGACUGCCAUGACCACCCUUCCCUUCUCAGUUGUCAGUUUCUAAAAGGUUGCACAGAAGCACGUAUGCAUUAAUUCACCAUGUCACAACACAAGCUUCCAGCAUUACAUUUUCAUAUGAAAAAUUAAAUACACAUUUCCCAAAUAUUUGCUAUACGAUUCUCUUUUAAGAGUUUCAUACAUAGAUGCAUUUAAAUCUACUUCUGUAACUACCUAAUAUACAUAUACACGUAUAUAAAGGUCUUUGUCUCCAUCUAGUGUGCAAAAGUGGUAGCGACACGAGUCGAUCCAUUUCCUGAACAACCCUCCAUCUCGACCAAUCAUAGCGCUCGUUGUUGGUUGGUCGCCCUCUGUGUCAAGGUGGAACGACAUUUUGAGAAAACAACACUGGGGGAAGAGAGAAACAACUAUGUCUUCUUUAGGAAGGGUCAUGGGUGUCCUUAGGGCCGGGACGCAGCUUCUUACACGUGGACCUCAGAAAAUAGUAACCCGAAAAGCUGGUGGUGGACCACACAUAGAGGCCCAGUACAGGCAAUUCCCACAACUCACCAAGAGCCAGACGUUCCAAGCAGAGCUCCUCAGCAGUGCCAUGUGGUUCUGGAUCCUGUGGCACUGCUGGCAUGACCCAGAUGCAGUAAUGGGUCACUUCCCAUGGCCUGAUGCAUCCGCAUGGACAGAUGAGGAACUGGGGAUCCCAGCUGACGAUGAGGAAUGAGGUGCCCUCUACCCCCAGGUGUGCCUUUUGUCCUGUCUACGGCUACAUCCGUCUUCACCACAGGAUCUGUGACGCAUCCAAGGGAUGUUUGUCAAUGAGAAUGUCUUGUCCUCUGAUGAAAGAUUGUGUUCAUCACACAACAGAUAAUCAUAAACUGUUGGUUAGGAUGGGAAAUGGAAUGCUUAUUCAGUUAGUACAGUAAUGCGAUUGUUCAUAUUAACUACAGAGAGCCCUUCUGUAACAAGAUGUGUUAGUUAAUAUGCCCACUUCAAUUAGGUUCCUUACUGUAGCAGUGGCACGUUGUAAUAGUACUUCUCUUUCUUGCAUUUCUAGACCUUGUGUGUGUGCCCGGUCACUACCUGGAGGUUAAGGGUGUCCCGAGAGGCUUUGUUGUACAUAGACAAAUAAAAUUCAAUUUAUUCUAAAACAUA
This is a messenger RNA of Oncorhynchus kisutch (coho salmon), 2616 nucleotides long. Its product is annotated as NADH dehydrogenase [ubiquinone] 1 beta subcomplex subunit 2, mitochondrial. Gene Ontology annotation, biological process: mitochondrial respiratory chain complex I assembly. Gene Ontology annotation, cellular component: respiratory chain complex I; mitochondrial inner membrane. The transcript is spliced from 3 exons. Bases 1880 to 2185 code for a protein of 101 amino acids. The record is from RefSeq and is a predicted model, not a curated record. NCBI's taxonomy places the organism in Eukaryota, Metazoa, Chordata, Actinopteri, Salmoniformes, Salmonidae.